CUCUGGAAAGUCCAGGAUGGAUUUUAGACAUUGUCUUUCGAGUUCCGAAAUUGGUUCAUACCAGUCAAGAAUCAUCUUUUGUGAUUGCUGAAGUUGGAACAUCUGAAAAUGGAGCUGUGUUGGUGCUUCAGAAGCAAAAAGAUAUUGAAGUGUUUAAGUUGCAUUACAAGAAGUUAUACAAUGGAUCACGUUAUGACGUUGCUCAGUCACGUGACAUCUCAACAGAUUUUCUUCAGUGGACACGACUCACAUUAGUUGUGUAUGAAGACGCUGUCUUAUUUCUAAACGAGACAAUGUUUGAUCGAGUUAUAGGAGAGUGGAAUCAAACUUUACCUCUGACGACUAUUGGUGCUUUGUGGUCAAGGAAUAUUUUUAAUGUUAAUGAUCUUCAGUUGAAACAAUUUCAAGUGUUCUCAAUGUCACCAUCUUUCUGGAUACUUUAUAAAGAUUGUGAACACAUUAAUAUCAGUCUGUAUUGUGUUCAGUGCAGGAACACUCUCAAAAUUAGUGAUUGUGUAUAUUCGACUGUUACAAGUACAUCAUUAUCACAAGACAUCGAUAAUUACUCUACAAGUAACUACCCUACACAGUCUCAAUCGGAUGGACAUUCAUCUGGGUCAGGAGUGAGACCACUUGCUAGCUCAAGCACUUCAACUUCUAGUUCAUGGACUUUUUCUAUGACACCUUCAAGAGCAACGUUUUCUCCGAAGAUUUCUGGUCGAGGCGUGUCAACAUACUCAUCUGUUGAAAGACCAACAGUCAAUUCCAUUGGAGCCAUGUCAGAAGCAACAGAUACAGUUGUAUCUUCUGAUGUAUCUACUGAACUAGCAUCCAGUUCUAAAUUGAUUGGACCAAUUUCUUACACUGUGACACAUCUAGCAGUGGGAAGCGUGGAGUUUCACAGUACUCAGGUUACUGACAUGAAAGAUAAUUCUGUCAAUUUGAAUACAGACCCUGCAUUGUCUGUUGGGAUUGGAGUUAGUAUGGGUGCUGCAGCUGUGUGCCUUUUGCUGCUUACAGUAGUUGUGCUGGUGUAUUGUGUUUGGUCACGACAGAGAAAGGAAAGGUUGUUCAGCCCAACCUCACCACGUCAGGAAUGGGGAAGCUAUGGUGAUUGGCUGUAUAGACCAACAUAUUCAGAACCAUCCUCAAGCAAUGAAGUUGCAGUUGGCUACUUGCAACCUGUUUCAUCAGUUCGGCCAUCGCAAGGGCGACCAUUUCAAGUUCAUUCAGCAGAUGACGGUGACUAUGAGUAUGCUUAUGCUUAUCUAGGACAAGAAGUCGGCAUAUCUACAGGAAGUGCUUCUCAGAAUAGUAGAACAAGUGAUCAUCAACGAGGCGAAAGUGUGAUAAUAGAAAAUUUAUAUGCUACAGUCACCAAGUACAAGAAACACAAGACAGCUGCAGUCACAGAGAUAUUAGAUGCUGUUUCAACUCAUACUAAUGAAGAAGUAAAUGGUGUAGACCUGGAGGAAAUAGAUCAUCAGUCUGCUUAUUCAAAUGCUGAAGAAUCCUACCCAGCUCACCAACCUAGCAAUAUUUAUCGAAUUUUGGAUUCGGCUGCUGAAUAUGAAAGUCAUUUAAAGAAUGAAGACAACUACUGGAGCCCAGCUAACAGUGAGCAAGAUCUGUAUGCUCAACUAGGUACUGACACUUUUCUAAAAAUUGAUGAAGAGAGUGUAAGACUAGAAGAGACAAUAGGGUCAGGGGAGUUUGGCAUCGUAAGCCGUGCGUUAUGGUAUCAGAACAGUAACGUGGUUACUGUUGCUGUAAAGACAUUAAAGUCAAGGAAAGAGGAUGAUCGUGUUCGAUUCUUUCAGGAAGCAGCUAUUGUUGGCCAGUUUUACCAUCAAAAUGUUGUUGCAUUACAUGGAAUCAUCCUGCCCACUUCUGUGAUAACAGAAGAUCAUCACAUUGUUUUUGAGUAUAUGUCUAAUGGUGCUUUAAAGGACUAUCUUGUGACAUUGAAACUUCUUGAACCUGGAAAUGAGGCAUUAUUGGACUUGCCAAAGCGGUUUCUGAUGAUGAUGCGAGACAUUGCUUCUGGCAUGGCAUACUUGGCUAAGAAAAGUUUUGUUCACAGGGACCUGGCUGCUCGUAAUAUAAUGUUGGAUCACACUUUCACAUGCAAGAUUGCUGAUUUUGGACUCUCUCGAGAUCUUGCAAAUGACUACUAUGUAGUGAAACGUGGUGGAAAAAUACCUGUGCGUUGGACAGCUCCAGAAGCCAUAAAGCAUCGUAAGUACUCAUCUUCGAGUGAUAUUUGGAGUUAUGGUAUUGUGGCUUAUGAGAUCUGGUCACUUGGCGAACGACCGUAUGGGAGUUGGAGUAAUCAAAUGUAUUUUCAGUCUGUAAAUUUUAUGUUUGAUAAAUAG
Messenger RNA from Corticium candelabrum, 2375 nucleotides. RefSeq lists its product as uncharacterized. The coding region runs from base 294 to 2375 and encodes 693 amino acids. Gene Ontology annotation, biological process: protein phosphorylation; multicellular organism development; cell surface receptor protein tyrosine kinase signaling pathway. Gene Ontology annotation, molecular function: ATP binding; transmembrane receptor protein tyrosine kinase activity. NCBI's taxonomy places the organism in Eukaryota, Metazoa, Porifera, Homoscleromorpha, Homosclerophorida, Plakinidae. The transcript is spliced from 14 exons. Gene Ontology annotation, cellular component: signaling receptor complex; plasma membrane. The record is from RefSeq and is a predicted model, not a curated record.